Messenger RNA from Sinocyclocheilus grahami, 1387 nucleotides. Its product is annotated as metal transporter CNNM2-like. The record is from RefSeq and is a predicted model, not a curated record. Gene Ontology annotation, molecular function: magnesium ion transmembrane transporter activity. Bases 1 to 948 code for a protein of 315 amino acids. The transcript has 7 exons. Gene Ontology annotation, biological process: transport; magnesium ion homeostasis. Lineage: Eukaryota; Metazoa; Chordata; Actinopteri; Cypriniformes; Cyprinidae. Gene Ontology annotation, cellular component: plasma membrane.
AUGACAUUGUGUAAAUCUCACCUGGCAAUAGUCCAGCGGGUUAACAACGAAGGAGAAGGCGACCCGUUCUAUGAAGUGCUUGGCAUUGUCACCCUAGAGGACGUCAUUGAAGAAAUCAUCAAGUCUGAAAUCCUGGAUGAGACAGACUUAUACACCGACAACAAAACAAAAAAGAAAAUCACCCAUCGAGAGAGGAAGCAGGAUUUCUCGGCUUUCAAGCACAUGGACAAUGAAAUGAAGGUUAAAAUAUCACCUCAGCUUCUACUGGCUACUCUACGUUUCCUAGCAACAGAAGUAGAAGCAUUUAGUCCAAGCCAGAUGUCUGAGAAGAUCCUUCUACGUCUCCUCAAGCACCCCAACGUCAUCCAGGAGCUCAAAUAUAAUGAGAAGAAUAAGAAGGCCAUCGAACAUUACCUCUUCCACCGCAACAAGCCUGUGGACUAUUUCAUCCUCAUUCUGCAGGGGAAGGUGGAGGUGGAGGCAGGGAAGGAGGGAAUGAAGUUUGAAGCUGGAGCUUUCUCCUCCUAUGGGAUGAUGGCUCUCACCGCGACUCCAGAAAACAAAUCCCCCCCUCGGUCAUUUGGACUGAACCAUUCUGACUCGUUAAAUCGUAGCGAGCGGAUUGAAGCCAUCACACCGUCACUGGGCAGCAGUAACCACCAGCUCAAUGCCUUCCUGCAGAUGUAUGUGCCGGACUAUUCUGUCAGAGCUUUGUCAGACGUACAGUAUAUUAAGGUAACGCGCCAGCAGUAUCAGAACGCCAUCAUGGCGUCACGCAUGGACAAGACGCCACAGUCCUCCGAGAGCGAGUACACCAAAAUCGAAAUUACUUUGACAGACCUCCAUGAUGGAGUGACUGAUGAAACCGCCACCCUGUUCAACCAGACACAGAACUGUGUGGCCCACAACAAGACGAACCACACAGGCCACAGCGAGGGGGCCAUCUAGCCCUCAGUGGGGUGGUGGAGCAAAGCUGAUGCUCACCACCCCAAACCACUCCACUCUUGUAGUGCACUACUACUACUGGGACCUGAGCUUGGGUUGACCCAAGGCAAAAUGGGAUACUCCAGUGGCCCGGUCCGGUCCCAUUCAUUCAGAUAAACCACAGCGUUUAUGUCCCCCAGACUAUUAAGAGUUUUGAGGAUGGACGUUUUUGUGUUCUGACGAGCCCCUAGCUACACUCGAACUGCCCCGUGAUGUUCACAAACACAAAAGAAAUACUCCAGAUGCAGAUGCUGUAAUAGGGUAAAUCAAAGACUGUUCCAAAUGCUGCUUUGAAGGAAACCGUGAAUCGUGAACCAAGAGCAUUCUACUCACAUAUUUAUUUAUUUUGUAUGCAUUUGUACAUACAUGCAUGUCUGAGGAUAUAAUUGUCGGCACAUGCAAG